Gymnodraco acuticeps is the source of this 1908-nucleotide messenger RNA. Its product is annotated as sodium-dependent neutral amino acid transporter B(0)AT1-like. The record is from RefSeq and is a predicted model, not a curated record. Gene Ontology annotation, biological process: sodium ion transmembrane transport. Gene Ontology annotation, cellular component: membrane. Lineage: Eukaryota; Metazoa; Chordata; Actinopteri; Perciformes; Bathydraconidae. The coding region runs from base 1 to 1908 and encodes 635 amino acids. The transcript is spliced from 12 exons.
AUGAAGCUGAAGUUUCCAAACCCGGGACUGGAUGACCGAAUCCCGUCUCAUGCGGAACUGGAGAGGAUGGAGAAGGAGGAGGCAGGGGACAGGCCAAAAUGGGACAACAAAACCCAGUACCUGCUCACCUGUGUGGGCUUCUGCGUGGGACUUGGCAAUGUGUGGAGGUUCCCUUACCUGUGUCAGAGCCACGGAGGAGGAGCAUUUAUGAUCCCGUUUCUUAUCCUGCUGGUCCUGGAGGGCAUCCCACUGCUGCACCUGGAGUUUGCCAUCGGUCAGCGCCUGAGGAAGGGCAGCGUGGGGGUGUGGAGAUCAAUCCAUCCAUGCCUGACUGGAGUUGGUAUUGCAUCCUUGCUUGUCUCAUUUCUGGUGGGCAUGUACUACAACACCAUCAUGGCCUGGAUCAUGUGGUAUCUCUUCAACUCCUUCCAAAGUCCUUUGCCCUGGAGCCAAUGUCCUCUAAAUGCUAACAGGACAGGUCUGGUGGAAGAGUGUGCUCGGAGCACCACUGUUGACUACUUCUGGUACAGAGAGACUCUGAACACUUCAACAGCUAUCGAUGAGUCAGGAGGUUUACAGUGGUGGAUGGUGCUUUCCCUGGUGGCUGCCUGGACUUUGCUUUAUGUUUGCUGCAUCCGGGGCAUCGAGACCACUGGAAAGGCUGUUUACAUCACCUCAACUUUGCCAUACUUGGUCCUCACCAUCUUCCUCAUUAGAGGACUGACUCUGAAAGGAUCUAUAGAGGGGAUUAAGUUCCUCUUCAUACCAGAUGUAGAUGAGUUAAUGAAUCCAUCGACCUGGUUGGAUGCUGGUGCUCAAGUUUUCUACUCCUUCUCUUUGGCCUUUGGAGGUCUUAUCUCUUUCUCCAGUUACAACUCUAUUCACAACAACUGUGAGCAAGAUGCCGUUCUCAUCUCGAUCAUCAAUGGCUGCACCUCUGUGUACUCCGCCACUGUCAUCUACUCCAUCAUCGGCUUUAGGGCCACAGAGAAAUUUGACGACUGCACAUCAGACAACAUCUUGAAGCUGAUGAAUGCCUUUAACUAUCCUGAAAACAACAUCACAGAUGGCAACUACGAUCAGGUUCUGUCCCAAUUCAACCAGACAAAUCCAGACAUCAUUCAAGGAUUGCAAUUACAGACUUGUGACAUGCAGACUUUCCUCAGUCAGGGCGUGGAGGGAACAGGUCUAGCCUUCAUCGUGUUCACAGAGGCCAUCAUCAAAAUGCCUGUUUCUCCUAUAUGGGCUGUCCUCUUCUUUGUCAUGCUGUUCUGCCUUGGUCUCUCGACUAUGUUUGGGAACAUAGAAGGAGUGGUGGUUCCUUUGCAGGACCUCAACAUACUGCCUAAAUCUUGGCCCAAAGAAAUUUUCACUGGUCUGACUUGCUUAAUCUCUUGCGCUUGUGGACUGAUCUUUACCCAGCAAUCUGGAAACUACUGGCUAGCUCUUUUUGACAGCUUUGCUGGCUCUAUCCCACUGCUGGUCAUCGGGUUAUGUGAAAUGAUUGCUGUGAUGUACAUCUACGGGGUAGAUAGGUUUAACAAGGACAUUGAGUUUAUGAUCGGCCAUAAACCCAAUCUUUUCUGGCAGGUGACGUGGAGGGUGGUCAGUCCACUCAUUAUGGUCGUCAUCUUGAUUUUCUACUUUGUAACCCAAAUCACUAAGAGUCUCACAUAUUUGGUGUGGGACCAGGAGGCGGUGGAUUUCCCAACCCUUGAAGCACGUCCGUUUCCCUCCUGGAUCAACGUCAUCAUCUUCAUCUUGGCUGGAGUUCCCAGUUUAGCUGUCCCAGGGUUCGCCCUCUACAAAUUCAUCCAGAAUAAAUGCUGCAAAAAGGAGGACUACAGUGAUGACACAGUGGACACUAUCUCUACCAAAGUAGAAAUGAAUGACAAAAUGAAGAUGUAG